CCUCUGGCCCAUCCUAAACCACUCUGGCCCGCCAGUGCUCUUUCUCUCCCAUUCUCUGAAAAUAAUUAGGGUGGGAAAAAAUAACCGCCGCCGCCGCUUCAAUACGUGACGUCGUCGCUUACGUUCACUCUCACUCGAUCGAUAAUUGUCCUCUUCGUCGUUGCUCACCAACUCCUCAAUUCUCGACUCAAUCCUAAAUGGGCUGGCGAGGGAUUCUUGGGUUCGACUACGGCAUCGUUCAGGGGCCCCUGGGACCCGACAUCUCGGGCCCCGAGCUCGUCGCCGCCGUCGCCAAUGCCGGUGCCAUCGGAAUCCUUAGAGCCCCCGAUUGGGAAUCCCCUGAUUAUAUGCGGGAGUUGAUAAAGAAAACAAAAUCCUUAACAGACAAGCCAUUUGGAGUUGGAAUAGUUCUAAAGUUUCCCCACAAGGAAAAUAUAAAGAUUAUAUUGGAAGAAAAGGUGGCAUUAUUGCAGGUUUCAUGGGGUCAGUACCCGAGAGAGCUUGUUUCUGAAGCUCAUGGUUGCGGGGUUAUGGUUAUUCAUCAACUUGGGUGUAUUGAAGAAGCAGCAAAAGCAAAACAUGCUGGAGUGGAUGCAAUUAUAGUUCAAGGUCGUGAGGCAGGAGGGCACGUACUUGGUCAGGAAGGAUUGCUACCAUUAUUACCAAGGGUUGUAGACUUAGUUUCAGAUUGUGGUAUUCCAGUCAUCGCUGCAGGUGGCAUUGUGGAUGGGCGUGGCUAUGUUGCUGCUGUGGCCCUUGGAGCUAGUGGUGUCUGCCUCGGAACUAGGUUUCUUGCGAGUACAGAAAGCUUUGCCCAUCCUUUAUACAAGAAGAGUCUGGUUGAAUUAGAUAAAACUGAGUACACAAAUGUAUUUGGUCGUGCAAGGUGGCCUGGUGCUCCGCAUCGCGUUCUGCAGACUUCCUUCUUCAAUGAUUGGAAGAAUCUUCCGGACCACGAGAAUGAGGAAAACCAGCCUGUCAUUGGUCAUACAAUAAUUCAUGGAAGAGAAAAAGAGAUACGCUGCUUUGCUGGCACGGUUCCAAAUGCGACAAUGACAGGUGAUAUUCAGAGUAUGGUGAUGUAUGCUGGUCAAGGUGUUGGCCUCAUCAAGGAGAUUCUUCCUGCUGCUGAAAUUGUGACGAGACUUGUUGAGGAAGCAAAACGGAUCAUUCAACAGAAGUUUUCUCAUGACUUUGUGCACCAUGCAGAUAUUGCCGGUGCAGGUUCUUGCUGACCAAAUGAGGACUGGACCUUCUUGUUCACUCAUGAAUUAGAUACGCGUAUCGUAUGCAGGUGAAUUUGACGUGUGAAUCAUGUAAAUGAUGUUGUUCAUAACACAGAUACCCGUGCAAUUGUUACAAUAAGAGAUGCAAAACCACAGCAUCCAUUGUCGUAUUUCUGGCUAGAUUUGAUGAAAGUAAGAGCUAUUAAUCCAUCUUUGGUAUCCAAAAUGUUCUUAUUAUGAUAAAGGCUGUUGUAAGACUAAAUUUGUUUUGAAACUUUUCAGUCGUUGCGACGUAAAUCGCUA
Messenger RNA from Asparagus officinalis (garden asparagus), 1529 nucleotides. Its product is annotated as nitronate monooxygenase. The record is from RefSeq and is a predicted model, not a curated record. The transcript has 7 exons. Bases 198 to 1235 code for a protein of 345 amino acids. Gene Ontology annotation, molecular function: nitronate monooxygenase activity. NCBI's taxonomy places the organism in Eukaryota, Viridiplantae, Streptophyta, Magnoliopsida, Asparagales, Asparagaceae.